This is a messenger RNA of Lingula anatina, 1441 nucleotides long. RefSeq names its product hepatocyte growth factor activator serine protease. NCBI's taxonomy places the organism in Eukaryota, Metazoa, Brachiopoda, Lingulata, Lingulida, Lingulidae. The record is from RefSeq and is a predicted model, not a curated record.
CCCCCAUGGUUACGGGCCUGAAGUGUUACAAGUGAUUGAGUGUGCGUAACACUCUGCUACAAUCCCCUAAAUUCUACAGGGAUGCCCAGAUUCUUAGGGGUUACUGAAAACUCGGCCCCCUUAACAGUAUGGCUGAAUUAAGUGACGGACUGUGACCUCAAAGAGACCAAUUUUAUCAAAACAAGCAUAAUCGAUAAAUUCAGUCAAUUUCAGCAAUCUUCUGAAUCUUUCUUGCCAACUUACAACAUAUUUUUUUCUCUCUUUGGAAUAGAUGUAUUUUCUUGUUGUCUAUAACUUUUUCAACUUUUUUCUAGUUUUCGUUUGUGCCUACGGUUUAGGAUGUUUUGGAAUAUAAGCUGACAAAUAUAUGGGUAUUUGAAUACAUCGAUAUACAUAUAUUCAAGUUUUGGAGAAGGAUGUGUCAGAGGUGUCAGUUUUAAUUUUAAAAUGAAUCAAAGUGUGCUCAUUGGACAAAUUUGGUAUAACUUCUCAUCAGCUGAACUUAAGUUAUCACUGUAUUUCUUCGCUGCUUUGAAGAAAGAUACCGCUUUUAACGAGGUCCAAACACAGUGGGUUUGUUUAACCUAGAAAAUCUUCAAGUCUAAAUUAAAGCUGAAGAAAAUGUUGAAAGCACUGUUCCUGUGCAGCCUGAUGGUCUUAGGUUUCUUCCCAAAAAAUGCCCAGACCACGUGCACGGUACCCAAUAACGACCCUAAUGCAUCAUGCCGAUUGGUAUACAGAUGCAGAUACUAUUACGGCUACUACUAUUACUACUACACCUGUUCAUGUACCUGCAAUCCUGGGUUUACUGGAACUGCUGGGUACUGCACAGCUAUAAAUCCAUGCGCCUCUGGCCCAUGUCAAAAUGGAGGCAACUGCACGGUACUAACCACUGGCUACAGUUGUCAAUGCCCUCCAGCCUACGCCGGGACUAACUGCCAACUGACUCAAUGUGAUAUCCAACCUGAUGCGACUUGCUUGCGGCAAUAUAAAUCUUGCUACUAUUGGGGCAGAAUUUAUUAUUACACAGUCUGUGAGUGUACUUGUAAUGACGGUUUCAUCCAAAUUGGUGACACUUGUGUUUAGGCACAGAAAGAAAGCAAGAUCCUGUCAAAAGAGGAAUCCCACAUUAAAAACCUGCUGAUAUGAGGGUCAGAGAAGAUAAACUGUUUUAACUACCUACAGAAAAGAAACUUGAAAUACAGCUAUUUCAAAGCAAAUUCAAAAAUUCCUGAAACCUGAAAUCAUUAAUGAUUCUGUUAUAUGCACUGCUAAAAUACAAACUUUGUAAAAUGAUUACAUAAUUUUUCUAGAAUGUUGAUUGCUGGAUUACAUCUUGAUCAGGUGUUGUAUUUAGAUAUUGGAGCAAAUAGAGGCCUUACAGCUGAUUAUGAAGCUGUUCAUGUAAUCAUUUACAUAUUACUGAUAAAUUAAACAUUUU